Molecule: messenger RNA, 1178 nt
Organism: Saccostrea echinata
Lineage: Eukaryota; Metazoa; Mollusca; Bivalvia; Ostreida; Ostreidae
Exons: 8
Coding region: 723-1178 (151 amino acids)
Source: RefSeq, a predicted model, not a curated record
CUUUGCACAUUUUCCUUUGUUCCAAGGCAUUCUUUCUUUCGACUCUUGUCCAAACUUACAGUCGUUACCAGUGGAUCCUACACCAGCGUCAUAUGAUCACAGUAACAGAUAACUCCCAGGCUACACGUAGCAAGGACUGAAUGAUUAUACGAAAGGCGGGAUCUUGGGUUUACAUAAACCAUGCUCACAAUGCCCCAAUGUCCUCAACAACCUGGAGUCCUUCCUCGCAGAAAAACCAAACCCCGAGAGAUUCCGUGUCUUCGUGGCCAGUCAAGCAGACCCUAAUGUUAUCCCAGUCAGACUGCUGCAGAAUUCCAUUAAAGCUGUAGUGGGCACACCAAAGAUCAGAAAUUUUUUCUAAACUAACAGCCUUUUGAAAUGAAUUAGUAAAUUUAGAAAUAAGUAAUAAACUUUUAAGAAAUCUGCACUACUUGUAAAUACAGAAAAAUUCUUUAAAUUGUGACUUCCUUCUUUAGAAAUGAACCAUUUAGAUUUUACAGUAAAACUUGUCUAAUCUGAACACCACCUGAGUGGCCUGUAAUGCUACACAAUUUGUGUUCCUCCAUGUUGCUAUUCAGCUGAGGGCCAGGUUUGGUCAGGAAGGGUAGAACUGUUCUCAGGACUUCUACAGUAUUGAUUACAACUGUCUGCAGGAGGCCCUGGCAAUAGUCCAGACUGAUUUUAAGGAACCACUGAACUGUGUGGCUCCAGAUGGAUCCCAGAUGCCAAGACCUGUCUCUUACAAUGGCAUUAGAUACAUGGUUGCAGAGAUUGUGUAUGGUGGCUAUGUGACAGAUUUCUAUGACCAGCAAAGUCUAUGUGCCUUGGUGGACUUCUGGCUGUCCUCUGGAGCCCUCAAGAGGGACUUUGAAGUCAAAGUGAAGUACCGCCACCCACAAGCCUUUUUUAACCUCAAUGUGCGACUGAACACACUUAUCCAGGCACUGGAUGGUGCUCCUAAUCAAUAUCUUGAUGUUCCGGAGGGCUGCCAUAUUCACCAGACCGUAGUGGACGAACUUAGUGCGACUUUAUUGGGAGAUGACCAGUAUGUCUUCACCAGACUAAACAAAGUUUUUGACAGCAUGCCGUCCACCAAUACCUUAUCCCACAAGAUGUUUCCUCGACCUCCCACACCAUUUGAUGGUAAGUUACAGGGAACCAUCUCCCACACCAUUUGA